UUUACAACACACAAAAUCCAUCGAAAAGAAAGAGUUGACACUUGUCUUGCUCUUUAAGUUUUUUUGAUAAACAGGGGAUAUGUAAUUUAAUUGAGAAUUUAGAGUUUCUCUUCUUGUAAAUCUGAGAUUUUAGAAAAUAUGAUUCUGGUGGGGAUAAUAUUCUGAACAAAAUUUGAUGUCAUCUAAUGGUACCUCUACCAGCUCAUCUGAAGAUGGACUUGGAGCAGGGGUGAUAUGGGUCAUUACAUUCUUCAGCACAUGUCUGAUAUUUGGUUCCAUUAUGACAUUUGUCUGCUGUGAUGCCUACAAGAAGUAUUAUAGAAGAGUUCCAAGAGAAUACAUUACGGGUAGAGGAAAUUACCCAAGACAGCCUAGUGCCCCAACACAAGGGACCACGGUCAGUAACGAUGGGGAACAAUCAAAGGAAAGCACCAGCCCUCAGACAGGGAAACAGGCAGAGGAAGAAGAUACACAGACAGGAAGUAGUGGCCAGAGCAACAGAGGUCACGUCAUACAGGUGUCAAACAGUGUCGACAUGCCAUCAACAUCAAAGAAAAAAUCCACCCUUCCACCCAUAGACAGCGAGAUUCCCACAAUAUCUGGGUCCGUCCCUGAGGGGGGUGGGGCAGUGAAUGGGGGAUUCACUGAUAAGCCCCUUCCCUCUAUAAAGGACAAGUCUUCAGAGAUUGUGUUAACCCCUGUUACCAACUUAAAUCUGGGCGUCAGUAUUUAUUCAUGAAUUAAGCUUGGCAUCGUUACAUAUUUGUUCCGUGUUUUAUAUUGGUAUUAAUGACUGUUGGUACAUGUACUGCUUUUAAGUUAUUUAUUUUUCAUUGCUUUUUGUCCCUCCUUAUCAUUUUAUAAAAUUAAAUGCAAAAAGAUCAAAGGUCUAGUUUUGUGCAAAAAGUGAUACAUAAAAUAUGUGUAAAUUGGUUGUAGAAACACUUUUUACCAUAUUUAUUUGGGGAUUACCUUGUUUUCAACAUCAAAUUUUGAAAUAUUUUUUCGUUUCUCAAUUUUCAAGUGUUUAAGUUCAUGAACUUUACCAGGACAUGGACUUCCAUUCUGUUUUAGGGCACUACACUACACCUACUGUAGAUAUAGGCUUGCAUUUCUUAUUCAAUUUCUUCUUACAUAUUCUACUAGAAAAUUAACAUAAAACAGUUUCAAUUAGACAAUGUAAGGUCUGUGUUCCCAUAUAAGCAUUCUUUAAUAAUUCUGAAGGGUGUUCAACAAGCCUUGGUAAUAUAUAUAUACUGUGUUAAAUCAUAUUAGAGCACUGCAUAAAAAUUUGGAUAGCCUACAGAAAUCAUCAUGUUUAUCUGUCUGUCAUCAAUUCUCUGUAGUGUAUUGGACUUUUUAUAGAUAUAUCAGGAAUUUUUUUUAAAUCUAGCAAUUCAUUUCUACUACACAAAUGAAGAAUGCAGGAAUGAGGACACCAACAGAUUUUUGCCCACAUGAUCAAAGUUCAAGGUCAUUGAUGGUUAAUAACCAAGUAGUUUUAAAUCUCCAUUUAACAAUACAGAAAGAGGGCAAGACACAUUGUUAGAGAUUUGGAUAAUAUGGUCUGAGAUCAAGGCUUCUGGCAUUGGCAUACUGUGGGGCCCUAAACAACUUUGUCAGUUACUGUAAAAUCACUAAUUUGUGUGGGAGUUUAAUUUUCAUUGUUUUUAUGGUAUGGAGAGACCCACGAAUUUAUGUCCCCCCCCCCCCCCCCCCCCCCCCGAAAUGUUAACAUUUUUUACUAUAGUAGAGUGAUUCUCCUUUAACCAUGAAAUCAAAUCUCACCGAAUCAGUAAUUUUUCCUUAAACCAUGACAAUUUGACCCCUCGAAUGUGAUUUUGCAGGACAUGCAGUGGCAUAUAUCACAGCAUUUGUAGGAAAUUAAAAAUUGGUCCUCUUGGUCAGCAUCCACAAUAAACUGGGUGGGACCAUUCCGGGAUUGUUAUAAAAAGUGCACUCGGGAAUAUCAACAUAAAGAAAGUAACUUAGGUGGAACUCCGAUUUGUUCCGGAGCUAGUGUUGAAACAAUAGAUGUGCCAUGUAGCAACUGCACAGCGAUGUAGAUCACAGUUGGCUACAAUAUCUCCAGUUGGAAUGCCUGUUAACAUUUAACAUAUUUGAUAUUUUCUUUCUGAAUAACUAAAAGGAAACAGCCUUUUAUCUGAUGCAGUUUGACAUAAAAUUUCACUGAUAGUGAUAAUAAUUGAUUAUGGAUAUAUGCAUUUUCAGUUCAUUUAUUUGCUCUCCCUAGCUUUUCAUUUUGAAUUGGGUUCAAGGGAAGUAUGUUUUGUUCUGACAUAAAUAUGUUAUGCAAUUAUUCAUCCACUUUCUAGAAGUAGCAGGGUAUUUGUCCAGUUGUUUAUUGUGCAAUUGUUAGAUGUUUUCAUUCUGAGGUGCUAAGAAUGUAAGAAACUCUCACCGACUGUAAUUUUUGACUAGAAUGUGAUACAUGUACAUAUAUUCCUACAGAAGUGAAAGCAAAAUAAAUCAAAACAAUUUAUGCCUCCUGUUAACCAGCUAGGGGCAUGUAGUUUCCUACAAAAUCAUUAGACUAUUUCUGACUUUUAAAGUUCCAUUCUUUCAAUUAAAAACACUUGUUUUCAUUCUUCUCACUGGGACCAGGGUAGCAAUUUACUUGAACGAUGCUUGACAAUGGUUUUUUUUUUUCAAUGAAAAAUACACUUAAACUUUGGUAUCUUGAAUAACGUGUCAAUAUUGAAGUGAGCUGGAAGUCUCAAGUACUUUUUAUGUCCCCCGUUACAUGUAUCUAAGAUUCAGGGGCAUAUAGUUUUUGGUCUGUCCUUCUGUCUAUCUCUCUGUCGGCAAAAAUCUUCAACCUUGACUAUAACUUUUGAACAGUUGGUGUGAGGACUUUUAUAUCGUUUUUUGAUGUCAUGUCAAAAUCCUGACUUCUCAAACAUCUCAAACUUUUUUCUGGGUCCCAUGAAGUUUGAGAUGAUGAACUUUGAAUCUAAUUGUAAAAACAUUAUAUCAGAUUUAUGAUGUUUAAUAUACAUCAAAUUUUGUAGGAUACAAGUACCAUGUUUUAUACUAGACCCCCUAAUUACUAAGUUUGACUCCUAUGUUAUUUAUACCUUCUGUCUCUUUCUGGAAAUAUUUUUUGCCACCCAGUUAUUGUACAUGUUAGGCUGACUAGGUUUUCAUGGAUUUAUGUUAACUAAAAUGUUACUAAAAAUGGAAUGGAAAACAUAGAAUUUUUUUAACAGUAUUAUUUUUUUUUUCCUAUUGGCAUUUUACAUUACUUUGUUUAGACAGCUUAGGACAAAUAAAAAAUGUGUGUUCCUGGUUAUAAGCCAAAAAAUUAGGAGAGGUAUGUAGACGAUAACUCUUUUUUUUUUUACUUUUUAUUUUGAAGGAAUCAGUAUUCAAUACACUGUUUAUUCGUCCUAUAUAAAUACACAUAUAUGAAUAAACACACCCAACAAAACAAGUGUACUUUUAGAUACACUUGGAUAGACAUGUUUUAACAGUGUCUUGAGAUAUGCAUUUUAAUGAACAAAAGUAUGGUUCAAAUUAAUUUGGAAUAAGAAGUAGUAGGGUUGAUGGGUAAAAUUAGGGUUGAUCAGGUCACCAAAAGAACACAUAUUUUUUUUAGCCUUAGGCUGUAUAUCCAAGUGCAGAUUUUUAACUGGGCAUUAAUCCUAACUACAUUUGGCAUUAUGCCAGACCAAAAUAAAAACAAAAUUUAUUGAUUUGUUACAAUAUAAUUGUGAGAGUAUAUAUGAAUAUCUUCUAUACAUUCCACAAUAUGUAUUGCUUUGCUCAGAUGUGAUAAUAAAUGAUAUCAGUUGUAUAUGAGUUGUUAGAUAUGGAUGUACUGUUAAUAUUUAUGUACAAUGUUAAUGUUCUUGUAUAUGUAACAUGAUUUAUUUUUUAUUUAUUGUGAUACUUGCUGAUCAUUAUGUGCUGUUUUAUGCAACUCAUUUAUUUUCCUACUUAAGAAUUUUAUAGACAUUGUAG
Molecule: messenger RNA, 3984 nt
Organism: Saccostrea echinata
Lineage: Eukaryota; Metazoa; Mollusca; Bivalvia; Ostreida; Ostreidae
Exons: 4
Coding region: 176-739 (187 amino acids)
Source: RefSeq, a predicted model, not a curated record